This is a messenger RNA of Ilex paraguariensis (yerba mate), 1676 nucleotides long. NCBI's taxonomy places the organism in Eukaryota, Viridiplantae, Streptophyta, Magnoliopsida, Aquifoliales, Aquifoliaceae. The record is from the annotation of a GenBank genome assembly.
UCCAUUCUCCAAUCUCUAUCUCUCCACCUUGUCCGCGUUCAUACCAACUCCCAUUUCCUUUGACCCUGUCCACACCCCUCUUCAGUUUCCUCUCUGUCGUCUGUACCCUUCUCUCUCUCUCUUGCACUUCCUCUCUACAAUGUUGAUGCUAGUGAAUUGUUCAAACUGUAGGACACCAUUACAGCUCCCACCAGGGGCCAAGUCAAUCAUAUGCGCCGUGUGUCACGCCAUCACUCACAUCACCGACCCUCGCAGCGGCCCACCGCCACCACCUCCGCCGUACUCCACCUCCAACUACCAUUACGCUCCGCCGCCACCCCCGCCGGUGUUGUCGGCUCCGUCGCCUUACAACCACGCGCCUCAGGGUCAACCUCCGGCGGCCCACGGCCAUAAGAGAGCUGUGAUUUGCGGGAUAUCGUAUAAAAACUCGAGGUACGAGCUGAAAGGAUGCAUCAAUGACGCCAAGUGUAUGAAGUUCUUGCUGGUCAACCGAUUCAAGUUCCCUGAGUCCUCCAUUCUCAUGCUCACUGAAGAAGAAACCGAUCCAUAUAGGCGUCCAACAAAACAUAACAUCAGGAUGGCAAUGCAUUGGCUUGUACAAGGUUGUCAGCCAGGAGAUUCCCUAGUUUUCCAUUAUUCUGGCCAUGGUUCACAACAAAGAAAUUACACUGGAGAUGAGGUAGAUGGAUUUGAUGAGACACUUUGUCCACUAGAUUUUGAAGCACAAGGAAUGAUUGUGGACGAUGAGAUCAAUGCGACUAUUGUCAGACCUCUUGCUCGUGAGGUUAAGCUUCAUGCUAUUAUAGAUGCUUGCCACAGUGGCACUAUGUUGGAUUUACCAUAUCUUUGUAGGAUGGACAGGUUAGUCUUUGUCAGUUUGCUCUUUAUGCUAACAACCCCAAACAAUUUUACAGACCACUUACAUAAAUUGUACCUCUCCUCAAGUGUUUCGACUUUAUCAGGAGAUUUGAGUUCCUUUUUCUUUCAUUCCCCAACUCUUUUCCUCUAAAAAUUAUUGCCAGUCAAUAUGAAUGCGUUUUAACAGGAGUGGUCGCUAUGUAUGGGAGGACCAUCGUCCUCCAUCUGGCGUCUGGAAAGGAACAAAUGGUGGGGAAGUCAUUUCCUUCAGUGGCUGUGAUGAUGAUCAAACCUCUGCUGAUACAUCUGUUCUGUCAAAAAUCACAUCAACUGGUGCAAUGACCUUUUCUUUCAUCCAAGCAAUUGAACGUGGGCAUGGAACUACAUAUGGGAAUAUUCUAAGUGCAAUGCGUUCUACUAUCCGUAAUACAGACAAAAGUGAUUUAGGGGGUGGUGUUGUGACAUCGCUUCUCACUAUGCUUUUGACUGGAGGGAGUCUUAGUAGUGGGAUGAGACAGGAACCACAACUGACUGCAACUGAAGCGUUUGAUGUGUAUACAAAGCCUUUCUCCCUAUAACAUAGCAAAGCAUGAUCUCCGUCUGCUGGCCUACAACUUCAUUGUGUGCAAAGAUUGGAUAUGUACAGUUCGAGAAAAGGACAUUUGAUUGAUCAAUAUUAUUGUUUCAAAUUUGAGUUGGUAUCAUAACGUUUGACGAUAACCUUAUUGAUGGAUUCUUCUAAUAAUACUUUUUAGCAUUAGCAAUAUCUAUAUAUCUGCAUUUUGUUGUAGAGCACAGUGAAUAAAUGGUCUUCAACA